AUGGCAGAGGUAGUUGAAAUUCAUGAUCCCAAAGAGUUUGAAGAUAGACUUGAGGAAAUUGCUUAAGACUAAUAGUUUGUAAUAUGCUAUUUCACAGGUGGAGAGGAUGCAGAUGGAAAGAGUUGGUGCCCAGACUGUGUAGUACACAAAAAAGCUGUUUAGGAGAACAUUAUAAAUUAGAGUUCAGGCAAAUUAUUGAAAUGCUGGGUUUAAACUAGAGAUGAAUGGGUAGGUAAAUCAGAUCACCCUUACAAGGCUAAUCCAGUUCUCAAAGUUAGAGGUGUUCCCUCUGUCUUACUUUUAAGGGAAGGUGAAGUUGUUGCUAGAGCUGAAACUGAUGCUGAUUUCGAAAACACAGAUCUAUUACAAAUGAUUGCCAAACCUGAAUGA
Messenger RNA from Stylonychia lemnae, 390 nucleotides. NCBI's taxonomy places the organism in Eukaryota, Ciliophora, Spirotrichea, Sporadotrichida, Oxytrichidae. The record is from the annotation of a GenBank genome assembly.